AUGGACGGUCCGGCGGUGCUGUCGAUGCCGCCGCUGACUUCGUCGCAGAAACCGGCACAGUCGCCACAGCCACAGUCGCAUCCGAAACAGAAUCAGAGCAUCGUGGUGCAUCUAAAUCGAUAGGAGUUGCAGGUGGGCACCGUGUCGCUUUAUGGAAUCCACAUCGUGUCGCUAGUGAUCGAGGGUCAGGAAAGACUGUGUCUGGCGCAGAUCAGCAACACCCUGCUGAAGCAGUUCAGCUAUAACGAGAUCCACAAUCGUCGGGUGGCGUUGGGUAUCACCUGCGUGCAGUGCACGCCGGUUCAGCUGGAAAUACUUCGUCGUGCCGGCGCGAUGCCGGUGUCCUCGCGCAGAUGCGGCAUGAUCACACGAAGAGAGGCGGAACGUCUCUGUAAAUCCUUUCUCGGCGACAACGCGCCGCCUAGAUUGCCGGAGGACUUUGCGUUCUCCGUGCAUCACGAGUGCGCUUGGGGCUGUCGUGGCGCUUUCCUGCCGGCUCGGUAUAACAGCUCGCGCGCCAAGUGCAUCAAGUGCGCGUACUGCGGCCUGUUCUUCUCGCCGAACAAGUUCAUCUUCCAUUCGCACCGCAUGGGCCCGACGGACAAGUACGUGCAGCCUGACGCGGCCAACUUCAACUCGUGGCGCCGGCACAUGAAGCUGACCGGCAGUCAGCCGGACGAGAUAGUGCACGCUUGGGAGGAUGUCAAGGCGAUGUUCAACGGUGGCACCAGAAAACGCUUGCUCAGUAACUCGAACAGCUCUCGGGAAUCGCCGAGUCCGGCGAAGCAGCCGAGAUCGUCGCCUACUAGCACCCCGCAAAUUCCUAGUUUGGUACCGACACCGGCGCAUCCUCGCGUACCACCGUUUCCGGAACUACCGCUGCCACUGUCACGAAGUCUUGUUAUGGAUUACGUAUGGCAUCAGCAUCAGCAGGCGGCGGCAGUAGCUGCGGCUAAAACACCCGGCCCCUUCGCCUUUCCGCCUUACGCUCUACCCUGGUUGGCCAAGCGCAGUCCCGUCCUGUUUCCUGGACCGUUACCUCCGCCCAUAAGCGGAUCCAGUCCCACGGAACCUCUACUCUCUACCGUCAAUCCACCCUUACAUCAGUCCGCGUUCCGUCCGGUGAUUCGCGGACCACCUAUCGUCGAACCGACGAUCGUUCCCGAGCGACCGGCGGACAAUCAGAAGGACGAAAACUCCGACGAUGAGGUUGACAUCGAGACGACGGAGGACGAUCCGGUAACGCCGCUCAACGCUAGUCUUCAGAAUCUUCAUUCCGCCUCCAAUUCCGCCAUGAGCAACCACAGCGGACGAAGUACGUCGCCGCAGUGCUGGAGUCCGCCUCGGGAAACGGAACGAGAAGCUGAAAAGAUCGCUGAGGAAGCUGCAUCUCUGCGCGACGUGAAACCGGAAUUGCCGCCAGCGAGAAGUCCCGAGACCUGGCAUGGUAAUGCUUACUACCGACAUCUCAAUGUUCUGAAAGGGAACGAGUCAGCGGCGGAAAGGGCGGGUUCCGAUUGCUCGGCUUGCCGUCCUUCACGCAGUAUGUUUUACGGCCAAGUCCACAGUCCGUCCGCGUCGACCAAUUAA
This is a messenger RNA of Pseudomyrmex gracilis, 1590 nucleotides long. RefSeq names its product SKI family transcriptional corepressor 2 (gene fuss). Gene Ontology annotation, biological process: negative regulation of transcription by RNA polymerase II; negative regulation of BMP signaling pathway. The transcript has 6 exons. Lineage: Eukaryota; Metazoa; Arthropoda; Insecta; Hymenoptera; Formicidae. Gene Ontology annotation, cellular component: transcription regulator complex; nucleus. The record is from RefSeq and is a predicted model, not a curated record. Gene Ontology annotation, molecular function: SMAD binding; DNA-binding transcription factor activity, RNA polymerase II-specific; RNA polymerase II cis-regulatory region sequence-specific DNA binding.